AUGCGCUCCCUUUCCUUAUUGCCCAUGUUAAUGGGCUUGCUAAACACAGGACUAGCCCAGAAGCAAAAUGUUGAACUGAUAGAUCCAGUAAAUCGCUUCAAAGAUAUGGAUUUGUCACCUCCAGCCCAAGGUUUCCCUAUCUUGCAGACCAGCUUCGAUACGCGCCCAGACUGCGGCGAGGACAGCUACAGAGGAACGGGCCGCCUUCAAGGCCUCAAAGCUUUAAUAACGGGUGGAGACUCGGGAGUUGGAAGAUCAGUCGUCAUCGCAUUUCUCCGCGAGGGAGCUAAUGUGGCUAUCAACUAUCUUCCGGAGGAAGAGCCUGACGUGGACGACCUUGCCGAUUUCCUGAGCGGCGAAGGAUUAUCAUUCCAGCGCAUUCCUGGAGACUUACUAAACGAGACCUUCUGCACGGAGUUAGUCCACGAGGCGGCGGAUCGUCUUGGAGGGAUUGAUAUCAUGGUUCAAAAUGCGGCAUACUCCGGGAUCCUCUCAGGCUCAAAAUGGCAACCUAUCACGAAUCAGUCUACCGAACAACUCGAGCGGAUCUACCGCACCAACGUCUUCGCGAACUUCUUCCUGACCCGCGCGGCCGUGCCCCUACUACCGCGAGGUGGCAGUAUAAUCUUCACCACUUCCAAUAUCGUCAACUCACCAGACAGCAACGCGGUAGACUACGGCUCAAGCAAGGCUGCUAUUAGUUAUAUGAUCCGCAGCCUCUCAGGGCAGCUCGCACCUCGGGGAAUCAGGGUAAACGGCGUUGCCCCGGCCCUUAUCUAUACCCCUUUCUUGGCCAGCGCUGGCUUUACCUCGGAGGCAAUCGCCCAGGUUGCCGCGUCAAAUCCAUAUGGUCGUAUAGAGCAGCCGGGCGAGUUGGCACCGAUAUACGUCAGUCUGGCCGAUCCCUUGGAGACAUACACGAGCGGAAAUAUCUGGUCGGCUAGCGGUGGCGUGCCUGGGCCCGUCUAAAGAAUUUUAAUGGAUGGUUAAACUUAUAAUAUCUUAAGAGGGUGAUUCAAAUCAUGUUAGGGGUGAUACGUGAAUAAUAAUAUUUACCAAUAUAGAUACUAUACUCGAUAAGUAUAUCUAUCUACUUCUCGAGCUUCUACAUACGAUAGGUUCAAACUGUGAUGUUGUUAAAGUUCCAGCAGAUGAUGAUGGG
Daldinia vernicosa is the source of this 1162-nucleotide messenger RNA. RefSeq names its product oxidoreductase. The transcript has 3 exons. The record is from RefSeq and is a predicted model, not a curated record. Bases 1 to 969 code for a protein of 322 amino acids. Lineage: Eukaryota; Fungi; Ascomycota; Sordariomycetes; Xylariales; Hypoxylaceae. Gene Ontology annotation, molecular function: oxidoreductase activity.